Tremella mesenterica DSM 1558 is the source of this 3534-nucleotide messenger RNA. RefSeq lists its product as uncharacterized. Gene Ontology annotation, molecular function: ATP hydrolysis activity; P-type calcium transporter activity; ATP binding. The record is from RefSeq and is a predicted model, not a curated record. Gene Ontology annotation, cellular component: membrane; intracellular membrane-bounded organelle. Bases 1 to 3534 code for a protein of 1177 amino acids. The transcript has 8 exons. Lineage: Eukaryota; Fungi; Basidiomycota; Tremellomycetes; Tremellales; Tremellaceae. Gene Ontology annotation, biological process: intracellular calcium ion homeostasis; calcium ion transmembrane transport.
AUGCUUGUUGACCCCAAAAGUUUGGAAGAGUUGGAGAAGAUUGGAGGUGUAAAGGGAUUAUUGGAUGGAUUGGGGAUUGAUGCUCAGAAAGGUUUAUCCGGAGGGUUGGCAGAAGCUCAAGCUGUUGAACAAGGAGGAGAAAGUAGGACUGAUGGAGGGAAUAUGGAUCAUAGGGGUCCUCAAUGGAGUGCGAGUUUGGAAAAACGAAGAGAAAUUUAUGGAAGGAAUGAUUUACCACCGAGGAAAAGUAAGAGUUUAUGGUUACUCAUGUGGUUGGCAUUCAAGGAUAAAGUUUUGAUCCUCCUUACCAUCGCAGCCGUCGUAUCCCUCGCUCUUGGACUGUAUCAAGACCUUGGUGUACCAGCCGAAUUAGCCUACACUGCCGAUUGUCCCCAAGGAUGUCCUCAGCCGAAAGUCGAUUGGGUAGAAGGUGUAGCCAUCGUCGUAGCCAUAGUCAUCGUCGUUCUCGUUGGGUCGAUAAACGAUUGGCAAAAAGAACGUCAAUUCAAAAAGUUGAAUGAAAAACGUGAAGAUCGUGUUGUCAAAGCUAUUCGUGACGGUCGAGAAGUAGUCAUAAACGUUAAAGAUGUAGUCGUAGGUGAUAUACUCUUGUUAGAACCAGGAGAGAUCGUACCUGUCGAUGGAGUCUUUUUAAGGGGACAUAAUGUCCGAUGCGACGAAAGUGGAGCUACAGGAGAAUCAGAUGCUAUAAGGAAAUUCUCAUAUGACGAAUGUAUACAAGAACGUGAUGGAUUAAAAGAAGGACAGAAGGCUAAGAAAGAUUGUUUCUUAGUCAGUGGAGCUAAAGUUCUGGAAGGUGUAGGUGAAUAUGUGGUGAUUUCGGUUGGUAUAUCGAGUUUUAAUGGAAGGAUCAUGAUGUCUAUGAGGACAGACUCGGAGAAUACUCCUUUGCAAUUGAAGUUGAAUAAUUUGGCGGAAUUGAUUGCCAAGGCCGGUGGAGGAGCGGGAUUGUUACUUUUCAUUGCCCUCAUGAUACGGUUUUUCGUUCAGUUAUCGACUGAUCCUGAUCGAUCUUCCAAUGACAAAGCCCAAUCCUUUGUUCAAAUCCUCAUCAUAGCAGUCACCCUCGUCGUCGUCGCCGUUCCAGAAGGUUUACCUCUUGCCGUUACUCUCGCCCUUGCCUUUGCCACAAAACGUAUGACCAAACAAAACCUUCUUGUCCGUGUUCUCGGAUCUUGCGAGACGAUGGGUCACGCUACUGUCGUCUGCACGGACAAAACUGGUACUCUAACACAAAACGUCAUGUCUGUCGUCGCUGGUUCCCUCGGAGUUCACGGUAAAUUCGUUCGUAAUCUUUCCGACAACGCCUCACGAUCCAAUGCCAACGAAUCUGAUUUACCCAUCCGAGAAGAUUUUUCCUUCGACAUGGCUGAUUUCAACACUGUCGCUUCUCCACAAUUACAGACAACACUCAACGAAGCGAUCUGCAUCAAUUCUACAGCUUUUGAAGAUAAAGACGAAGAUGGUAAACUCGAUUUCGUGGGUAGUAAAACGGAAACUGCAUUAUUACGUUUUGCCAAAGAAUUGGGUUGGGCGGAUUAUCGAAAAACUCGAGAUGAUGCUGAAAUCGUACAAAUGAUACCUUUCAGUUCCGAACUCAAAGCUAUGGGUGUUGUUAUCAAACAGGAUGAUCAUUGGAGAUUAUAUAUCAAAGGUGCUUCUGAAAUCUUGAUCAAACAAACAACAUCUCAUAUAGUCGUUUCUGAUUCUUCACCUGAUCAUUCACCAAAACCAGAUCAACCAAUAUCUACCAUACAAUUCACCCCUGAUACAAUAUCAAAUAUCAACAAAACUAUAAUUUUUUACGCUUCUCAAUCUCUUCGAACAUUAGCAUUAUGUUAUCGAGAUUUCCCUUGUUGGCCACCUCCAAAUUCUCCCGAUAGUCCAACAGAUGAAGUCCCAUAUUCCCUCUUAGCUAGAGACUUGACAUUAUUAGCUAUAACAGGUAUAGAAGAUCCUCUUCGAUCUGGUGUACGUGAAGCGGUUCAACAAUGUCAACAUGCAGGAGUAGCGAUCAAAAUGUGUACAGGUGAUAAUGUUCUCACUGCUAGAAGUAUAGCCAAUCAAUGUGGAAUUUUCACUCCGGGUGGAAUGAUAAUGGAAGGACCUGUAUUUAGAAGAUUAUCAGAUACGGAAAGAUUAGAAGUAGUACCUAGAUUACAAAUUUUAGCAAGAUCAAGUCCUGAUGAUAAAAGAUUGUUAGUACAAACUUUGAAGAAUAUGGGUGAAGUUGUUGGUGUUACGGGUGAUGGCACGAAUGAUGGUCCGGCUCUGAAAUUAGCAAAUGUUGGUUUUGCUAUGGGUAUAGCAGGGACAGAAGUCGCUAAAGAAGCUUCGGAUAUUAUUUUAAUGGAUGAUUCUUUUUCGAAUGUUGUUUUGGCUAUUAUGUGGGGGAGAUGUGUAAAUGAUUCGGUGAAAAAGUUUUUACAGUUUCAGAUUUCAGUCAACAUCACAGCAGUAGUCAUAACUUUCGUUUCCGCAGUAGCAUCAAAUUCCGAAACUUCCGUCCUCACAGCCGUCCAAUUAUUAUGGGUUAAUCUCAUAAUGGACACUUUCGCGGCUUUAGCAUUAGCUACAGAUCCAGCUACAGUAACUUCAUUAGAUCGUGCACCCGAUAAGAAAUCUGCACCUUUGGUCAAUAUCGCUAUGCUCAAGAUGAUCGUCGUUCAAGCUACUUAUCAAAUCAUCGUUUGUUUGGUAUUACAUUUUGCUGGAAGAUCAAUUUUGAAAAUGGAUGAUUCACCGGGGAACGAUUCUCUGUUGAGUACUUUGGUAUUUAAUUGUUUUGUCUUUUGUCAGAUCUUCAACCAGCUUAAUUGUCGAAGAUUGGAUAGAAAGUUCAAUAUCCUCGAAGGUUUUUUUAGGAAUUAUUGGUUCAUGGGAAUAUUCCUUAUCAUGAUCGGUGGUCAAAUCCUCAUAGUUGAAGUCGGUGGUGCAGCAUUCACCGUAACACGAUUACACGGUCGAGAAUGGGGUAUAUCAUUAAUCAUAGGAUUACUUUCUUUACCUAUAGGAGCUUUGGUCAGAUUGAUACCUGACGAACCUGUCGAAAGAAUUUUGGUAAAAUAUAAACUUUACCCCGAUAGGAACAAACUUCCUACGACUUCACCUUUGGCAGAAGAAGAGAAAUACGAAUAUAACCCUGCUUUAAGUAGAGUAAAGGAUAAUCUCAGCACUUAUGCUAAUAUUCGCGGAGGAAGAUUGAGGGCUUCUUCUAUCGUUGCGAAAAGUAGAUCGGCACAGAUGAGAGAUGCGGAUAUUACUUUACCUAGUUUGUUAACUAUGGUACCUACUUUGAUUGGAGGUGCAGUCGGCGCCGGCGCACAUUGGCUACACGCUUCCCGUGCAGGUCUCUCAGAUCCCGCUCAAGAUCCAUCCCGAUCAGCCGCGGAACUCUUUGCUGGAAAGGUACAAUUACAUCCCGAUACAGAUCCCAACGAUCCGUUGUACGAUCGUUUUGCCAUUCAACGGGAACAUACUCGGACGCCCAGUGGGACUCACCUGACGGUUUAG